GGAGAGCGAGGAGAGGUGGCCUGUCUAGGGAGACCAGGUCCAUUCUCUAUGGCCCAUUGCGGAGCUUAGGGUUUCUGGGCGCCGCAGAGGCCCCGCGAGGGAGAGCCGCCCCGGAGCCCCGCCAAGCGGAGAGCGGGCCAGCCCCGGCUGGUCCCUGGAUGGGAGACCGACGUCGAAUAGCGGGCCCUGGGCCUGGGGCCCCUGGCUGAGAAGGCCCUCUGCGGAGCCUCAGGUCCGGGGUCCAAACGGCGCGGCAAGAACCCUCCCGGAGGUCCAUGGGGCCGGCAAGGGACUCUGGGCCGCAGCGAAGGAGACGCGGAGCCACAGCGGCGGCAGCCAAAGGGGAGUCGGAGCGCCUUGGCCCCGCAGAGUGGCAGCCCUUGGCAGCAUCGUCUUCAGGGCGUUUGGGCCGAGAGAGUGGCGUCUGAGCCUGGCCCCCCGGGGACCCCCUCCCCGCCUCCUUCCUCCCUCCCUCCCUCGCAGGUGCCCAGCGCUGGAGAGCGGAGCCAGGCCAGUGGAGCCCUUGGACCAAGACCCAGAAGCUUCGGUGGAGAGCCAUCUGACUCCCAAGGACUUCCUAUAGCGCUUUUGCCCUGAGCCACAUCCACCAAGGAGCCAUGGAGGAAGAAAAAGGCAAAGCAGGAGGAGACACCUUGGUGACGCAGCCGGUCUGCCGGGCGGACGAAGUGCACGAUGGAGAGGUGCGGGAGGUGGAGGUGGCUGGCUACCCAGUGGUUUUGGUGCGGGAGCACCUCCAGUUCUGGGCGGUGGGAGGCCGGUGUCCUCAUGCGGGAGCCCCCCUCUCCAAAGGGUACUUGGCGCCAGGCCGGCUGCGUUGCCCCUGGCAUGGGGCAUGCUUCAACAUCCGGACGGGAGACAUUGAGGAGUACCCCACCCUGGACUGCCUCCCAGCUUUCAAGGUGGCUGUGGAUGGAGGGCAGGUCUACAUCACAGCAAGGUUGAAGGACCUGGAGCGCAGCCGCCGCUUGAAGGCCAUGAGCGAGCGAAACCCCCUCAACCCCCAGACGGUGCUGCUCCUGGGAGCAGGGCCAGCAUCUUUGACUUGUGCGGAGACUCUUCGGCAAGAGGGCUUUACAGGCAGGAUCAUCAUGGUAACAAGGGAGGCUCACCUGCCCUACGACAAGACCAAGCUGAGCAAGGAAAUAGGGGCCAAGGUGGAGGACAUCACUCUGCGGCCGGAGAGCUUCUUGGACGCCCAUGGCAUUGAAGUCUGGAGGCAGAAAGAGGUCGUUUCAAUUAAUCUGGAUGGCAAAACGGCCCAGUUCAGCGAUGGAACCUGUCAGGCCUACGACAACCUCCUCAUAGCCACAGGGAGCAGCCCCCGGCGCCUCAAGUGCCCAGGAUCUGACCUGCAGAACGUCUGCAGCCUCCUCACCCCAGAGGAUUCCUCCCAGAUCCUGAAGCUGGCGAUGGGCAAGAAAGCGGUGAUCAUAGGAGCAUCCUUUAUUGGUAUGGAGGUGGCAUCCAGCCUGGCUGGGAAGGCAUCGAGCAUCGAGGUGGUGGAAAGGGGCCACCUUCCGUACCAUGUGGCGCUGGGGGAGCAGGUUGGCCUCACAGCCAUGAAGAUGCUCCAGGCCCAGGGAGUGAAGUUCCACCUGGAAGCGGAGGUGGCUGAGCUGCAGGGCCAGGAGGGCAAGGUCACCCAGGUUGUUCUGGGCAGCGGACACAAGAUCCCAGCGGACGUGGUGGUGGUGGGCAUUGGCGUUGUCCCAAACUCCACUUUCCUCCAGGGAAACUCCAUCACGCUUGACCGGAGCGGUGCUGUGCUGGUGGACCUGUUCAUGAGGACUAGUGCCCCCUCAGUCUUUGCCGCAGGAGACGUGGCCUCCUUCCCAGUGGCUUUGCUGGAUGGGAAGAGCAUCCCCAUCUGCCACUGGCAGAUCGCCCAAGCCCACGGCCAUGUGGCCGCCCUGAACAUCCUGCAGCGGCAGAAGGAGCUGCACACGGUCCCUUUCUUCUGGACCCGCCUGCAAAAGAAAACCAUCCGCUACGCAGGUUGUGGGAUUGGCUACACAGACACUGUCCUGAAGGGGAACCUGGACCAGGGGAAGUUCCUCCUUUUCUACCUUAGGGAGGGCUUUGUGACGGCCGUGGCCAGCCUGAACUUUGACCCCUUGGUCUCCAUGGUGGCCGAGGUCUUGCUGUCAGGCAGAAGGAUCUCCAAGCAAGAGGCAGAGUCUAUGGAGGUGCCCAAAACCUAAGCCCACCGAUGGGAGGAAGGGACGCAGCGCCCACUUGGCCCUUGGGGCAGCGUGUCUUUGAAAACAACGCAGAUUAAAGGCUAUGAGAAACCGA
Molecule: messenger RNA, 2316 nt
Organism: Sceloporus undulatus (fence lizard)
Lineage: Eukaryota; Metazoa; Chordata; Lepidosauria; Squamata; Phrynosomatidae
Product: apoptosis-inducing factor 3-like
Exons: 20
Coding region: 618-2222 (534 amino acids)
Cellular component (GO): cytoplasm
Molecular function (GO): 2 iron, 2 sulfur cluster binding; oxidoreductase activity, acting on NAD(P)H; flavin adenine dinucleotide binding
Source: RefSeq, a predicted model, not a curated record